Molecule: messenger RNA, 4011 nt
Organism: Colossoma macropomum (tambaqui)
Lineage: Eukaryota; Metazoa; Chordata; Actinopteri; Characiformes; Serrasalmidae
Gene: arhgap17a
Product: Rho GTPase activating protein 17a
Exons: 20
Coding region: 365-2908 (847 amino acids)
Biological process (GO): signal transduction; regulation of actin cytoskeleton organization; positive regulation of GTPase activity
Cellular component (GO): cytoplasm; cytosol; intracellular anatomical structure
Molecular function (GO): protein binding; GTPase activator activity
Source: RefSeq, a predicted model, not a curated record
GUCAUGAAGGGAGACUUCAACAGCUGAUGUGUCAACUUUUCAUUUCAUCUCAUAGAUUGGCACAAAAUGGGACUUGCACGUCGGUACUGGCUACGUUAAAAGAUACGACACAGGGUGUGAAAACUGUUCGACUACUCUUACAAAAGCUAGCUUUUUACAUUGUAUUCUACAUUUUUUCUAUACCGUGCUGCUAGCUUAGCACGCUAGCUAUCCAGCUAACGUUACUUCAGCGGGCUAAUCAUCUGCCGGCUAAAUUACCAGCACAACUUGAAGAUGAUUCAAAGGAUUUUUGGCUGAUGACUUAUAUCGAAGGACACUACUUUCAACUCUCGGAAAUUAGGACUUGGUGGACCGCGAUACAAAAAUGAAGAAACAAUUUAAUCGCAUGAAACAACUCGCCAACCAAACAGUUGGCAGAGCGGAGAAAACAGAAGUCCUCAGCGAUGACCUGUUACAGAUUGAACGCCGAAUGGAGCUGGUGCGAGUCGUUUCCCACAACACACACAAGAGACUGGUCACAUGUCUACAGGGGCACAUAGGCACAGAUGCUGAGAAGAGACAUAAAAAGCUCCCACUCACAGCUUUGUCACAGGCCAUGCAAGAUGGUGGAAGUCAGCUAGGGGAAGAGUCUCUUAUUGGGAAAAUGAUGGAAGUAUGUGGAGAUGCAGAGAAUAGAUUGGCGUCUGAACUGAUGCAGCAUGAGAUGCAGAUUGAGAAGGACAUUUUAGACCCACUUAAUCAAUUAGCUGAGAUAGAUAUUCCCAACAUACUCAAACAGAGAAGACAGCUGGCCAAGCUGGUGCUAGAUUAUGAUUCUGCUCGAGCAAGGUGGUUGCAGGCGACCAAGUCUAUAAUCUCGGGAACAAACACACAAGCACUGACAGCCAAGGCAGACUCACUUAAAGAAGAAAUGGAUGAAGCAAUGAACAAAAUGGAGCUCUGCAAGGAUCAACUUUCUGCCGACAUGUACAAUUUCUUUUCAAAAGAAGGAGAUUAUGCUCGCUACUAUGUAAUGUUAUUAGAAGCCCAAGCAGAUUACCACAGAAAAUCUCUCUCCGUGUUGGAAAGUGUCCUGCCAACCAUUCAGGCACAGCAAGACUCAUGGACAGAGAAGCCAGCAUUUGGAACAGGCUUGGACGAGCACCUGAAGCGCAGUGGUAGAGAGAUAGCACUUCCCAUAGAGGCCUGUGUGAUGAUGUUACUCGAGACUGGCAUGAAGGAAGAGGGUCUUUUCCGAAUAGCUGCCGGAGCCUCUAAACUGAAGAAGCUGAAGGCAGCACUGGACUGCUCCACCUCUCAGCUAGAAGAGUUCUACUCUGACCCCCAUGCUGUUGCUGGGGCUUUGAAGUCCUACCUAAGGGAACUACCUGAGCCUCUCAUGACUUAUCAGCUUUAUGAUGAGUGGAUACAGGCAUCCAAUGUACCUGACUCAGACAAAAGGUUACAAGCUUUGUGGUUGGUCUGUGAUCAAUUACCAAAGAACAAUAAGGCCAACUUCAGGUAUCUUGUGAAGUUCCUCGCUAAGCUUGCUCAAGAAAGUGAGAUUAACAAGAUGACCCCCAGCAACAUUGCCAUUGUCUUAGGACCAAAUCUAUUAUGGGCCAAAACAGAGGGGAGCCUAGCAGAGAUGGCUGCUGCUACCUCUGUUCAUGUGGUUACUAUCAUUGAACCCAUCAUUCAACAUGCAGACUGGUUUUUCCCUGAAGAUGUGGAGUUCAAUGUGUCUGGUGCAUUUUCAAUGCCAGCACCAAUGAUAAACCAUGUCAACCACCUGACUGUACCUGACCAUGACUCGGGCACAACAGAAAGGAAGAGGCCUAACAGUAUGGUGGGACCAGAUGGUGAUAUGCCUAAACGAGACAGCUCCUCUAACAAAUUAAUGGACCACAAUCUACGUAGAGGCAGUACGCUAAAUAGAAAGCAACACGCUUCGCCUGCCUUUCAGCCCCCUCUGCCCCCGGUGGAGGCUGCAGGUUCUGCAGGAGGCCAGCCUGUUGCUGAGCUCCUGCUGCAGCAGCCUACAUCGGCGGGCCUGGGCACGGAAGCUUGUCAGCCUAGCUUGGCGCUGGGGAUGGCUGCCUUAGCAGCAGCACAGCAGCUUCUAGCCCAACACACUGAGGAACUCAGCUCCAAGUCACGUGACUCAGCAUCCACACCUCCAGCUCAGAGAAAUGGUAGUGGAGGUUCAGCACAGCUGAGCGUGGUGCCCCCGGUGGCAGGAUCAUCAGGGCCCAGUCCUCACACAGCACGGAGAGGCACAAAGAAGCCAGCUCCUGCUCCACCUAAACCAACCAACCCACCUUCAGGCCAGCUGAGCGGUCAGUCAGCUCCAUAUCCCUUGUCUGGGACCCCUCAGUCCCUUUCUCCAUCUCCUAGACCUCUUUCUAGUCCCUCUCCAACCAGUCUGAGCCCUACUCAGUUAGCAGCUCAGCUCACCACAACUCCUCGGCGCCACUCAAGCAACCAGCCUCCCAUCCAGGCACCCAAUCAUCCGCCCCCAGAGCCCCCUACCCAGGUUACACCACCUCUCCAGCCCAAAGCUCUUGGGCAGACAGCAGGAGAGCCAACAGAAGAUCCCUCACCACCCAGCACUCCUACUCCCCCACAUACACCUCCACCAAUGGUCAUAUCACCUGACAACACCAGUACCAAUGCUCCUUCCCAAUUUCAGUCUGGCUCUCUGCCACGGCCUCGGCCUGUGCCCAAACCACGCAACAGACCCACUGUCCCCCCUCCACCACAGCCUCAUAGCGCAGGGACUGACACCAAUGGCAUCUGCAGCACUGCUUACAAAAUGAUGGAUGCGGGGAUGCCAUUCAAAGGGCUGGGUCGAGACCUUGCCACAGAGCACCAGCCGGUCACCCAGCUAAAGGAUGCUGACCUGGACUCGGAGAGCACCAUCCUGUAAGGAAACCCAAAACGUAUCUGAAACGCUGCUGUUCUCACCAACUUACCAAAGUGCUCAUCAGCUUGGCUCGUUUUCCAAAAUAUCUGAACGUGGCACAGAAGGAACAGUGGUAUGGAAUCGUGACAUGUCUGUAAUGUUUAAUGCUCUGUCUUUUCCAAGUGUAAUUCAAUGAAAGGAAAUGGUAAAUUAUGUGAUUAGGUGAAUUUUGUGUUUUAGGUGAAAAAGUUACUGGAUUGAGGUACAUGGUGGGUCUUACGUGGCCUUAGUUAAAAAAAAGAAAAGUGCAAAGUAGAAACCAUAUACUGUGGCUUUAAGUGUAGCCUGUGACUGCUGGUUUCCAGUCAGCUAAUAUACUCCUAAUUUUGUCUAUGUAAACUGUCCUACAUCACAUUUAUAUCUGUUUCCAUCCACACAUUCCCUAGGGCUUAAAUAAAUAUUUAAAUUGUUUCCUAUGAAACAAGACUUAUAAUGCCUAUUGUGAUUAGUAGAAAUACAUGCAAUACAUUACCUAUAGUAUGAAGUGUACACAUGCCACAGAGUUAGUAUUCUGCCUUCAACUGCUCAUUGUUUUUCCUUGUGCUGGGGCAUUAACACGGUCAGUCCUUGAUGAUAAUUUAUUUCACAACAUUCAUUUGUAUGUGUAAUACAGCCUUCUGUGUAAGAAAUCCUGAAUUGUUUAAAAGCCAAUGUCCUAUUGUUUAUCAAAUAGUUACACUGACAAACAACAAACUGACAAAGAACCGGACAAUGUGUAACUUGUUGGUCAAAUGUUCAGCAACAUUUUCUGUGCUUUACUGGAUAUUUUACUGUGUUCCCAGAAGAAAACUAUUGAAUGGUACCAAGUGACACAAAAAUAUGUGCCACUUGUGCCACCCUUAAAAUGAUGACACUAAAGACAAUCUUUACAGCUUGUAUAUUCACUGGCCUUGCCUUUACCUUGCUGCCUUACCUUUUUGGAAAAUGAACUGACACUCUAAAUGUUUAAGGUGCAUUUAAAGUUCAGAAACUGUACAACAACAAAACUUCUGAACUUAUUUAGAAAAAUAAAAUGCUUGGUAUAACUGCUUUUAAGAUGAAUUAAUAAAAGCACAGUGACAACUCUC